Molecule: messenger RNA, 914 nt
Organism: Volvox carteri f. nagariensis
Lineage: Eukaryota; Viridiplantae; Chlorophyta; Chlorophyceae; Chlamydomonadales; Volvocaceae
Exons: 4
Coding region: 168-914 (248 amino acids)
Source: RefSeq, a predicted model, not a curated record
CUUAUACAUCUCUAUGCCGUUGUUGAGCAAUAUCUAAGGCGUGAUCCUUUUAAAAAGCUGAAGGUAUUUAGACAGUAGGGAAGCAUUUCUAAAAAUCUCGGUAAACCAUUGUAAUAAGUAUGCCAGUUUAUAUUAUCAUCAUAGGUUCUUGUGUCGAACGGUGCUAAAUGAACCAUGGUGCAUGCAUGGAGGUAUUCGGGGCGGAGAAGUCUCCGGCCUCUGCUAUGGAAGUCCUGGAGAAACCGCCAUGCACGGUCCUGUACCCACAAUUUUGUGUUCAGGCGCUUUGUGGCUUCGACGGAUCUAGCUGUGGAGUUAAGUAUGCGUCCUUCGCAGCCUUCGCACCGGCAGUGUUGGAUACGGAUGCCGGUAUGCAGGCCAUGUUUUCAGACCUGUUGUCGCAGCGCGGGCUUCGAAGCACGGCGCCGUUGCCCGGUCCGUUACCCAUGCCAGGCGCCCGUCCAGCGUGCCCCGCCUUCCUGCAACAACUAGCCGAGCGUCGGCGCCGUGUUAUCGGUGGGAUGUCGUGCCCUGGACUGCGCGACGAAUGUUACGCCUGCCUAUACGGCUGUUCCCAGGCGGGUGUGUUGGGGCCGCGGGACAUUGAGGCCGCCAUCAUGGACACGGGCGGCGAUGCAGGGCGCACGCUAGCCUGGUACCCCGGGUUGUUGAUGGCAUGGCGGUUUGAUAAGGCGGAUACAUUCUUCCGGGAUAAUCAGCUUCCAGCAUACUACGGCGAAAUCGACUCCAUCCGGCGCCAGCUCAUCAACCCCCGGAAGAUGAUGAUGAUCGGGCCAUACCUCAUCAGCUUCCCUGCACUGCGCGCGCUGAGCAAGCGCAUGCCCCAUGUCAACAUCUCGUCCCAGGAUCUCAACUACAAGGACAAACAGAACCAGCGCGCCACUCUCAAGUAG